AUGAUGUUCCUCAAACAUACUGUGUGCCUCUGCUUUCGGGGUCCUUCCGUGACUGUAAAGGACUUGCUUUCCUCCGCAUUGCGCAACUAGAAGGGCAUGAACGCCCCUGAAUCAAACCCAACCAACUCUGCAGCGCCUGACUCCGACUCUACCUUCGUCCCUCAGCUUUCAUCUUACAAUGACUGCAUGACUUGUCGCGUCAUAGGAAGCGGGGCGUUCGCUGCCACUGGCGUCUACGCACUGAGCAUGGCCCGUCCCAGCGCACCGGGAAGUAUAUCUAAGUUGGCAAAAGGAUCAUGGGUGGGUGGGCUUGGGGUUUGUGAGAUAUCUGUUUUAACUCUUGUUAUCCGCUGACGCUGGGCCAAGGUUUUUUAGUGGGGAGCGCCCUGAGGUGGCGAAUGUGAA
This is a messenger RNA of Suillus subalutaceus, 405 nucleotides long. RefSeq lists its product as uncharacterized. The coding region runs from base 97 to 354 and encodes 85 amino acids. The record is from RefSeq and is a predicted model, not a curated record. The transcript has a single exon. NCBI's taxonomy places the organism in Eukaryota, Fungi, Basidiomycota, Agaricomycetes, Boletales, Suillaceae.